Molecule: messenger RNA, 802 nt
Organism: Gloeophyllum trabeum ATCC 11539
Lineage: Eukaryota; Fungi; Basidiomycota; Agaricomycetes; Gloeophyllales; Gloeophyllaceae
Product: Isochorismatase hydrolase
Exons: 5
Coding region: 62-802 (246 amino acids)
Source: RefSeq, a predicted model, not a curated record
CGAACACUUGACGCUGCUCAUUUACGGCUGAGGAGAGCAACGCGUCGCCAUAAGUGGGCCUAUGGCGAAAGUACGACCCCCAGUUGAGAAACCCAUAGAAUAUGGAAACGCCGGUGAAUUCUGGGUUGAAUACCCCUCAGGGCUUGUGGAUUUGACCAGGGCCAGUCAUCUACCGAGCAGUGCGUCGGAUGCAGCAACCCCGCCUCCCUUAACCCAGGAGUUCCUCGAGUUUCCCGUGGACGGGCAACGAACCCUCAGGAUCGACAAGAAGUCAAGUGCCAUUGUCAUUAUUGACAUGCAGAAGAAUUGGGGACUUACGGAACAUGAGUUGAAGACCAUACCUCCCUCCCUGGUCAGAGGGUUCAUGAAAAGCGGCAAGGGGGGCUUCGGUGCAGAUUUAGGACGCGACUGGGGUAGACUCUUGAUGAGGGACCAGCGCAAUGCCGAACUUUACGGGCCCCUCCAGCAGGAAUACAUGAAGAACAAGGACGCAGGAACGGACAUCUGGAUCCACAAGAACAGGAUGAGUGCCAUAUGGGGCUACCAGACCGCGCUCGAUCUGUACCUCAAGGAGAAUGGCAUCACGACCCUGUUCUUCUCGGGUGUGAAUGCUGACCAGUGCGUCCUCGGCACAAUCGUAGACGCAUAUUAUCGAGGAUACGACUGUAUCGUCGUCGAAGAUACGGUGGCCACCACCUCGCCACAAGGAGGACUCGAAAAUGUGAUCUAUAACUCCGGAAACAGUUAUGGAUUCGUGACAGACUCCACGAGACUCGUCAACGCCAUAUCAAAUUCAGCUUGA